UCCUUUAGGAUAUGAUAUAAAAGUCUAUGAAAUGCUUGGAUGAGAAAGCAUUGGGUUUUGUGUUAGAGUUUAGACAUUCUUGUAAUUCUGUAGUAAGUGUUGAACACAUCUUAUUGCAGACCUGGCUAUUAACAGAUCAUUCAGUGAUCUUAAUAUUUCAUCAUUUCGUCGAUAAAAGAACUGAAAAUUUCGGGGAAGGAUUAUUCACUACAGGGGCUUCUUUUCCAAGUUCCCCGUGUGUCAGUAGUUGCAUACGCCAUAUCAGUCCGCAAGUGUGAGGGGGCACCUCCUUGGCAUAGCUGAGACCAUUAGUACUUGAUUUACAGAUACAUUGUUGACGAACCACUUGCGCCAUAAUUCCGGAUUUGAUUUUUAUUUCAAUUAAACCCAUAUUUCAAAUAAAUUCAAUUAAAAUAAAAUUAAAAUAAUAAAAAAAAUUAAUAAUAAUGAAGACAUCAGUGUUAGGACAGGACUUUGCAAUGACUCCGAGUGUGGAAGAAAUCAUUCGCAAUACAAUCAUUGAUGACAAUAAUGAAGACGCUUUCUAUGUGGUCGACAUCCAAGACAUUCUUCGCAAACACAAGAAAUGGUUGUUGAAUAUGCCUCGCGUUCAACCUUACUAUGCGGUCAAAUGUAAUCCAACACCUAUUGUAUUGGAACUGUUGUCUGCAUUGGGAGUUGGCUUCGACUGCGCCUCAAAGAAUGAGAUCGACUCAGUUAUGAACAUCGGAGUGACUCCUAAUCGUAUAAUAUAUGCCAAUCCGUGUAAAACCAAAUCAUUUAUCAGACACGCGGCUGAUGUUGGCGUUGAAGUAAUGACAUUUGAUAACGAACUCGAGUUAUACAAAGUGAGACAAUUGCAUCCAAACGCCAAAAUGGUUAUAAGGAUCAAAGUGGAUGACAGUCACGCCGUUUGUCGAUUGGGUCUCAAAUUUGGUGCCGACAUCGACAAAGUGCAGCAUUUGCUUCAAACAGCUAAGAAUAUUGGCGUCAAUGUUAUCGGUUGUAGUUUUCAUGUGGGAAGUGGCUGUGAGAGCGCUGAUGCUUACACUGAAGCCAUAGCUAACGCCAAAUACGUGUUUGAAGUCGGAAGAGAACUUGGCUUCAAAAUGACAUUUCUUGAUAUCGGCGGUGGCUUUCCCGGCACAUCCAUUACUAAAGUUCGCUUUGAAGACACGGCUAAAGCAGUCAGCGCUGCACUCGAUCUUCAUUUUCCAGCAGUCGAUGCUUUUGGAAAUGAAUCAAAUAUUACAAUCAUUGCAGAACCGGGACGUUAUUAUGUGGCAUCGGCUUUUGUUUUAGCCACUAAUAUAAUUGCUAAAAGGAGUGUCCAAAUGGAAGAUCAGACAGCAAUGAUGUACUACUUGAAUGAUGGCGUUUAUGGCUCAUUUAAUUGUACAAUAUUUGAUCACUGGGUGGUCGAACCGACCCCUUUCCCAAUUGAUGAGAGUUUGGAAGAUCGCCAAAAUCAUUUGACAACUAUUUGGGGCCCAACGUGUGAUAGUAUGGAUUGCAUUAAACGAGACAUACAUAUGCCAGAGAUGCAUAUUGGAGAGUGGAUUAUAUUUAAAGAAAUGGGAGCUUACACUAUGUGUGCCGGCUCUGAGUUUAAUGGAUUCAAAAUGCCUGCACAUCUUUACUAUGUCCCGGCCUAUACUCUGCAAAUGCUUCACCAUUUGCCGAAUUGGUCACGAAUUGCAGCCAUUUUGGACAUCGCCGACAACGAAGAUAUGUCUGACUCUGCAAUGGAUGUGUUCGAUGCCGACCACAGUCUUGAACUCAUAUCUGUUCAUUAAAUUGCCUUUAAUUGCAUUCCAUAUUAACUUUUAUUUGGCUUUUAUUUUAAUUUUCUUUAUAAUGUUUUUUAUAAUGUAAACAAUUAGCAGUAUUUUCUGCUAAAAUACUAAUACAAUUUUUAAAAUAAUUUUAAUAUUACUUUUUUGAAAACUAGAGCUUUUGAAUGUUAUUUUUAAUUUACAAUUUUUGAAAUUAUUAUCAAUCCGGGAAUUAAUGGUUUUGUAUAUUAUAAAUAAGUAAUUAUGUGAAUGUAUGAAUUGGUUAAUUGACAAAUUGCCAAUUUUAAUUGAUAUCAUAUCUUCACAUAAUUACUUAUCCAGCAAGUGUUGUCGUUAAUUAUGUUCUGUAUUUCAUUAUUUAAUUAUGUAAUUUGUAAUCUAUUAGAAAUUUUUAAUAAAUAUACAGUAUAUUAAAUAA
This is a messenger RNA of Oppia nitens, 2214 nucleotides long. RefSeq names its product antizyme inhibitor 2-like. Gene Ontology annotation, cellular component: cytoplasm. The record is from RefSeq and is a predicted model, not a curated record. The coding region runs from base 447 to 1796 and encodes 449 amino acids. Gene Ontology annotation, molecular function: ornithine decarboxylase activity. Lineage: Eukaryota; Metazoa; Arthropoda; Arachnida; Sarcoptiformes; Oppiidae. The transcript has 6 exons.